Plasmodium relictum is the source of this 1746-nucleotide messenger RNA. RefSeq lists its product as hypothetical. NCBI's taxonomy places the organism in Eukaryota, Apicomplexa, Aconoidasida, Haemosporida, Plasmodiidae. The coding region runs from base 1 to 1746 and encodes 581 amino acids. The record is from RefSeq and is a predicted model, not a curated record. The transcript has 2 exons.
AUGCAUAAUACAGGUAUUGAACAUUAUACUCUAAAAUGUAUAGCAUCGAUAGGCUCUGAAAAACGAUAUAGAAACAAUGGUUUUCCUAUAGAAAAUUAUGUUUUAAAUGGUGAUAAUAAUAAGAAGCUAUGUAAAUGUUUAGUCAGAAAGAAUCCCAAAGAGAGUAUGGGAAAAGAAGAAAAUAAGAAUGAUGAUGAAGUGGAUAUCAAUGAAAAGAAAAAAAUAAAUAGUAAGGGAAGUUUAAAUAGUCCAAGUUCUAUCAUAAAAAGUUUAAAAGUUAUUAAAUAUGGAUCUGCAGGGAUUAAGCCUUUUAUUCAAUUUAUUUCAGAAAAUAUAUUUAAAAUUAAAUCAGACUAUUUUUCAUCAUAUAUGAUUCCAAUUUUACAAAAAAUAUUAAAUUCAUUAAAAGAAAAACAUAAUCAAAUUGUAAGAUUAUUUGACAAAAAAAUAGAGUCUUUAAAUAUAAUUAUAGACAAAAAAUUGCAAAAUAUUGAUCAAAAGGACUUGCUAGUGAUGCAAACCUAUUAUAAUUUUCUUCCAAAGCACAAACAUAAAAAGUUAAAAAGUAAAUAUAAAUUGAUUCUCUCGUUAAAUCAUCGUAUGAAUUAUGUAAUUAUUAAAAGACACGAAAUAUAUAAUAUUACAAAAUAUUUUUUUAAAUUUUUUAAAAAUGUAAAAUGUGAAUUUAAUUUUCUAAGGAAAAUGGCUAGCAUUGUAUCGUCCACAACUAACAAACUUAUGCAUAAUAUGAUAUUUUUUUAUCCAAGCAUAUUUCCAUUAGGUAAAAUUUUUGAACAUUUUUAUGAAUUAUUUGAUGUUAUGGAUAAUUUAAUAGAAAAUAUUAAAACAUCACUUAAAAAUGGAUUUUUGUUAUUAGAUCGCACUAAAAUGGAUAAUGCUCAAAAAAUUAUGGAUUCUAUGAACAAUAAACUACGUCACGCUUUUUAUAGACAUUUAGAUCAUUUUGUAAAAGAUUUAAAUUUACUAAACUUAUCAAAUGAAGAUAAUUAUAUAACAAUGCAGACAAUUUUUUAUUUCCUCAAAAAGGAAAAUUUAGAUAAUAGAAGGUAUUUGGAAGAAACUUUAAAGAACCCUUGUAACACAAAUAUUACAAGUAUUCUUUUUGAUUUAUUGGUACGAGAAGGAGAUAUUAUUUCAGAAUACUAUAAUAAAGCUCAUAAUUAUUUUAAUUUAAAUUUUUAUGAGAAAAAUAAAAAUAAUAUAUGUUUAAAUGAUUUAAUACAAGAUAAAGUAAAGAAAGAAUACUUAUUAUCACUUUAUAGCACUCUUAUGAAAUUAAUGAGAAUUACCUUUUUUCAUAAUAAAUUACAAUUAAUAAUGGAGAUGCGAAAAUCAUUAAAAAAAAUUAACUCAAAAAGGAAAAGAAAAUAUAUAUCCGUUGCCACAAAAAAUGUUUUGACUCAGUCAAUGCAAUCAUAUUUACUUUCGGAAGUAGAAAAACAAAAAAAUAAAUUGGAAGAAAUUAAAUUUGAUAUAAAGUAUAGUCACUUAUUUAGUAGUUUAAAGAAAGAUAUAGAUAACGUUAAUGUUUUGAUGCUAAUCACAUAUGAAAAAAUAGAAGAGAUAGCAUUAACAUUUCAGUUGAUAACUUUUAUAAUUCACCAAGAUCUAGUUAAUGCUAAAAAAACAAAUGGUGAAAAAUUAGUUAGACCAGAGAACAUUUUGUUCGCAUUGUUCUACGUUAAACAUAUAAUAACAAAAUGUACCAUAGAAGAAAUGCAAUGA